This is a messenger RNA of Botrytis cinerea B05.10, 2316 nucleotides long. RefSeq lists its product as hypothetical. Gene Ontology annotation, biological process: dephosphorylation. NCBI's taxonomy places the organism in Eukaryota, Fungi, Ascomycota, Leotiomycetes, Helotiales, Sclerotiniaceae. Gene Ontology annotation, molecular function: phosphatase activity. The transcript has 2 exons. The record is from RefSeq and is a predicted model, not a curated record. The coding region runs from base 259 to 1803 and encodes 514 amino acids.
GAGACGAAAAUGCAGUAUCGAAAGUAUCAACUCAUAGGAAACAUAUGAGUUUUGCCAGGAAAGAAGCAUUUUUGUCUGAAGGAAGUUGCCCUCCCCUUGCUAACUCUCGUGUGGGGUUCGUUGAGAAACACAUGUGUCGAAACACCCACUUUCAUUGGUGUUCUAAUGGAAGAAGUAAUCAUUCGCUGUGAGUUUGCAAUGAAACUUUAACUGUUCUUCUAUUGCGCAUCCUUGUACCGUCACCGCAUAUAUAUUCAAAUGGAGGUUCACUUCGAGAAACCAACAACCAAGGGGAAGUGGAGGCCUUUUUUCUACACACUUGGCUUUGUCUCUGGGCUCUUGAUACUGUCAGCAAAUUUGUACGAUAUGUUUGCCAGUAGUUUCACCCUUCUUACGUUUCUGGCUGGAUCACAGAGGGCAAUUGCUUUAUCACCCUCCGAAACUCUUUAUCCAAUCGGCCUCAACGACACUUUAUACAUCACAAAUACUUCUCUUGGAUCGUAUGGUGGCAUUUAUUCGGCUCCUGUGAAGCCUACGACUUCAAACAUAACAUAUGGAACAUAUCACUAUUGCUCAAUGCCCCAUCCGAGAGUACAAGAGUAUCGACUCCCUUCACCUAUAGCUAAUGGAAGUGUAAAGGCGCAGCUCGUCUACUUGGAGUAUUUACAAAGACACCAGAGGAGGACUAUGUAUAAUGUCUUACCCAGUGGAGAAACCGUGCCGUUCAAUUGCUCAGAUAUUCUCCCAUAUCUGUAUGCUGGACCUCAUGAUAACACCUUGGAACAGCCCAUUGCGGUGUAUGCUAGCACAUAUACAGAUGCACACAAUCCUUUUCUGAGCAAUUAUAUCUCGGGAACUUGUCAAUAUCCUCAACUUACAAUUGGUGGCCUAUUAGAUGGCUACCAGCACGGCCAAGAUAUUUCAGGGGUGUAUGGUGCUACCGGUAAAUUGAGUCUAUUACCCACAUCUCCAUCCUUGGAGCAAACUUACUUUCGCUCCUCGGAGUCACCUUUAACGCAACAGAGUGCUGGAGGGGUACUACGUGGAAUCUGGCCCAACUAUCAAGGAUCAAUUGCUCUCCAUCAACAAGAAAGUUCACUUGACACAGUUAAUGCUGGGUACUCUUGCUCUACCAUUGCUUCGACACUAGCUAAAAUCCAGUCCACUACUGAAUGGCAAGCUCACCUGACGGCCACAUCAGCCUUACGUACUACACUUGGAACUAUGUUCAACGCAGACUCCAGUGCAUGGCAAGGGACAAUGGAUCAUUUUGCAGAUAAUUUCCAAGCUCGAAUCUGCAAUGGCUAUUCUCUCCCUUGCUCUCCGACCGAGACCUCAAAGUGCGUAACUCAAGAGAUGGCAGAUGAGGUCUUCAGAGCUGGAGAUUGGGAGUGGAAUUACUACUGGAGAGCGAAUCCAUAUGUUCAAAAAUACAUCCAAGCCGUCGAGGGACUAUUCAUUGGAGAGAUAGUGUCAAGACUAGAAAGUGUUGCAAAUGGGACAAUCCAAAGAGGGAAGUACAGUCAUACAUUUGUUCAUGAUGGUGAUAUUGGCCCGGUAGCAGGCGCUUUGGGCAUAAAUGCUCUGCGAUGGCCUGGAAUGGGGAGUAACAUUGCUGUGGAGAUAUGGAAACUUCAAAACUUCACCAGCCCGCCUAUUGAUGGUCAUUUUGCAAGAGUGCUGUAUAGUGGACAACCUAUGCAGUCAAUCCAUGGAGAUCUGGACUGGGUUCCGUUGCGAACUUUGUUGGAAAUUUUGAAGCAAUUUGUGCCGACAGAUAUUGUGACGCUAUGCAAUAGCUGAGGGAAUCACUAUGGAAGGUAGCGGUGAGGGGAUAGAGUUUAGCAGAAUUCAUAUGAAAUAAGCUAUUAUGUGGUAGUAUUGUCAAUCACGUAUUCUUCAUUUGGAGGCGGACUCAAUUGUCUAUAACUUGAGCUGCAAUUAUGAAAGAGAACACUCAAUUAUUCGUUAUAGUCUCCCCAACAAGGAACAAUGUCGUUGAGAGAUCUGAGUCUAUUUGGGCUCAUUACAAUUUCCUUUCGAGAUGCGGAAAGGAGUGCCCCGGUUGUGCUGUUCGCUGCGAGAGAGUCUGUCGUUGUUUGCGCCGUUGUGCUUGGUGGGUGGGGCUUGAUCGAAGCAUCAAAAUGCUGCUAGCGAUUUGAUUGGGGAUGAUACCAGAAUAAGUUGUGAUAGUCAAAUCUGUUACCAAUUGAUAGUAAGACUUAUUAUUGUGCUGCUACCUAGCCACCCAGCAACUUUAUUACUCUUGUCCUUGACAUGGCAAUUACAAUCCUGCACUUUUCUCGUCUGGAGACA